Molecule: messenger RNA, 513 nt
Organism: Amoebophrya sp. A25
Lineage: Eukaryota; Dinophyceae; Syndiniales; Amoebophryaceae
Source: the annotation of a GenBank genome assembly
AUGGCGCCCUCAACCGCGUCCGCUUUUGACGACCAAGUGGCAAAGGCCGCUGAUGAGAUAGUGCAGGAAUUGGAUGUUGCUCUUCUGGUAGCCCUGCUUGUUAAGGGUUGCACCUUGAAGUAUCCAUGUAUGAGCAUAUUCAUGACGUUUCUUGGAAGAAAAGAAAUCAUAGAUAUGCGACCCGGAUAGGUCAAGUUGUAACCCCUAAGCUUGGACCAGACUGGCGCUCGCAGAGAGUCCAACAUCUGGAUUUCUCGGAUGCGGUGUUUGAACUGGUGUCUCUCAAAAUCAAGGAGCACGAUGAGGAUCGGGCUUUUGCACCGUUGUCGAGUUAAGUGUGAGGCGAUUUUAAAUAGAGUUUUUCAUUCCUGACACGGGGGUUGAAUAUUUGCAGUAGUUACCGGGUCAAAAGGCUAAGGCCUAGGACUACUGUAGUUAUCGAUUCAGGAAAGAUGAGUCUAAAACGAUUGCCCACCUCUAAUCACCAUCCAAAGUCAUCAGCAUCGACUUGAC